Molecule: messenger RNA, 471 nt
Organism: Acanthosepion pharaonis
Lineage: Eukaryota; Metazoa; Mollusca; Cephalopoda; Sepiida; Sepiidae
Source: the annotation of a GenBank genome assembly
AUGGUCUGUUCUUUCUUUCUUUCUUUUCCCUCUCGUGCUUUGUUCAAGGGCUUGUUGACAGUUGAAACUGCUUUCUCUCUCUUUGAUAUAGCGGCGUUCCGCAUACGUAGACAUUUGCAAGACGUCUUACAGGCCCGGUCAAGACUAAUUUUCUCUUUCGCUCUUCGUUUCUGUUUUCUUCUUUUCACGUGGUCAAUUUUCAAAAUACUAACUUUUUCACAUUAUGGCUGGAAUGAGGUCAUCGACCCUCUCUCUCAUCUUCAGGGUCAGAGAAGGUUUAGUUUAAAGUGUUUCAACUUCUCCCAACCAGAAUCUAUCCGCGUAAAUCAUGCUGUCAACACCUUGACCAAAAGAGAAGGAAAUGGUACACUCUGUUCAAUCCUUGGCGCCACUAAAUCUACCUAUCUCUUUGGGUUUACUAUCUUUACAUUUUCUGCAAAUACUGGGCUCUUUAUUUUAGAAUGCUUCUAA